AUGCCCGCCACAUUCUCCACAGAGUCAUACUUUGAGACCCAGCAGCAGCCGGGUGGCACGCAGGAGAAGACAGCUGCCGUCCUACAGUUCGUCCAGAAGUGGCUGGCUGUUCAGGACAAGAAGGUCGUCCUGGUCACCAGUGGCGGCACCACCGUUCCCCUGGAGGCCAAUACUGUUCGUUUCCUCGACAACUUUUCAGCCGGUACCAGAGGGGCGACCUCAGCAGAGUACUUCUUGUCCCAGGGAUAUGCCGUGAUAUUCAUGCACAGACAACACUCCCUCCGGCCCUUCUCCCGGCACUACUCUCACUCCCUUCACUCUUUCCUCGAUUUCCUCUCCCUCGUCCCAUCUUCAACCAACCCCGACGAACAGUCCAUCACCGUCUCACCAUCCGUCGCCCAAGAACUCUUCCCUAUCCUUCAGGCCUACCACAAGGUCCAGGACGAAGGAACGCUGCUCAGUAUCGACUUUCAAACGAUCAACGAGUAUCUGUGGCUCUUGCGAGGUGUGACAGAGAUCAUGGCGACCUUGGGACGCAGAGGGCUAUUCUACCUGGCCGCCGCAGUGUCAGACUUCUUUUUGCCAGACGAAAAGAUUGCCGAGCACAAGAUUCAGAGCGGCAAGGGCACGUUGUCGCUGGAGAUGGACCAGGUGCCAAAGGUGUUGAAGCCCUUGGUGCAGGAGUGGAUGCCGGAGGGUUACAUUGUCAGCUUCAAGCUUGAGACGGAGGCAGAGCUCCUGAUACCCAAGGCUCGCGCUGCCCUGUCUCGCUAUGGCCACCAGCUCGUCAUCGGUAACGAGCUUCACCGUCGCAAGUACGAAGUCGUAUUUGUCGAGCCUCUGUCUUCCACCAUCCGAGGAGACGACUCCAUCUCAGGAGCGUCCACACCCCCGCUGGAAAGAUCAAGAGAUGACCAAUUCAGGGAGACGUGGCUCAAGCUGGACGAUAUACAAGAGGGUGCAGCGGAAGCUGGUGUGUCUGCCGGAGGAAGUGGCAAGGAUGGCGAGGUCGAGAUUGAAGAGUUGAUUGUCAAAGAGCUGGUACAAAGACAUCAAAAAUGGAUCUCAGCAAAGCCACAAUGA
This is a messenger RNA of Cryptococcus wingfieldii CBS 7118, 1083 nucleotides long. RefSeq names its product phosphopantothenate-cysteine ligase. Gene Ontology annotation, biological process: coenzyme A biosynthetic process. The record is from RefSeq and is a predicted model, not a curated record. NCBI's taxonomy places the organism in Eukaryota, Fungi, Basidiomycota, Tremellomycetes, Tremellales, Cryptococcaceae. Gene Ontology annotation, molecular function: phosphopantothenate--cysteine ligase activity. Gene Ontology annotation, cellular component: cytoplasm; nucleus. The transcript is spliced from 4 exons. Bases 1 to 1083 code for a protein of 360 amino acids.